Kockovaella imperatae is the source of this 354-nucleotide messenger RNA. RefSeq lists its product as hypothetical. The transcript has a single exon. Gene Ontology annotation, cellular component: mitochondrion; L-cysteine desulfurase complex. NCBI's taxonomy places the organism in Eukaryota, Fungi, Basidiomycota, Tremellomycetes, Tremellales, Cuniculitremaceae. Bases 1 to 354 code for a protein of 117 amino acids. Gene Ontology annotation, biological process: iron-sulfur cluster assembly. The record is from RefSeq and is a predicted model, not a curated record.
AUGGCCCCAGCUCCAACCUUGGCUCAGGUCCAGACACUGUACAACGCUACCAAAUCCGCUGCAUCCAAAUUCACCACCUAUAAUUUCCGCACGCAUUUCCUACGCAGGACCGAUGAAGUAUUCAAACCCGUCCUCGCCUCCCUAGAGUCCGGAUCAUCGUCAUCGUCCUCACCUGAAUCCCUGUCCACAUUUUACCAGGAGCACCAAGCCGAGCUGGAAGUUUUGAAGAGAUCAGCCGAGGUCAAUCGCAUGUUCGAAGGACCCAAAUUGGUUGUGGAGCAUCCGAGAAUUAUCACUGGAGGAGGAGGAGCCGGUAUGGAGGCGUCACAAGGAGGAGGAGGGCAACCGUCAUGA